Molecule: messenger RNA, 3157 nt
Organism: Megalopta genalis
Lineage: Eukaryota; Metazoa; Arthropoda; Insecta; Hymenoptera; Halictidae
Gene: ClC-b
Product: chloride channel protein 7
Biological process (GO): transmembrane transport; chloride transport
Cellular component (GO): intracellular membrane-bounded organelle; lysosomal membrane
Molecular function (GO): chloride transmembrane transporter activity
Source: RefSeq, a predicted model, not a curated record
AUACGUAUGUAUGAAUCACGUGGCUGAUGCCGAUGCUGCCAGUGGAUGACACUUGUCCUUUGUGUGCGUAUUUAGUAGUUUAACUCUGAGAAAUGGAUGUGUACAUGUUUCGUUGACACGAUAAUUUUGAUGGCCUUGUCUGUGGAAUUUCUGUAAGACGUGAUAGAAUUGAUGUUUGAAAAGAUGACUAACACAGACACCCCAUCAAAUGUUAAUGCUAUAAUAAACGGUGCCAUCGAAAUCGAAGACAGCUUUCAGAGUUACACGAACGAAGACACAGAACAACUCCUGAGGCCAAGAAAUAAUUUUGCGUCAUAUACAAAUGAUGACGUCCAUGUUAGAUUUAGGAACACUAUCUCCGACCAUGGCAGUCUAUCCACGCAAAAUAUUAUGGAGACGAUCGCACGGAAUCCAAGGAGGCAAAUUUCAGGUGAAAUCACCCCUGGAGCGACAAAUUUUUUAUCUACCAAUUAUGAGAGUUUAGAUUAUGAUCCAUGCGAGAACCAACUUUUAAAAGAUGAAGAAAGGAAGAAAGGGUAUAAGUUUGUAGUUAAAAAGAAUUUUGCCAGAUGGUUCAUUUUUUUACUGAUAGGCAUCUGCACAGCCCUUAUAGCCUCUUUCGUAGAUAUAUCUAUAGAAGAAUUAACGCAUUUGAAAUAUGGCUGUCUUAAGACUUAUAUGGAUCAGUGUGUAGUAGAAAAUUGUUUAUGGUUACCGUACCUAUUGUGGUUGACUUUAAAUUUAGUACCAGUGUUAAUAGGUGCCCUUUUGGUGUCCUAUAUAGAACCAGUGGCCGCAGGCAGUGGUAUUCCACAGGUAAAAUGUUAUUUAAAUGGAAUUAAAGUACCACGAGUUGUACGUAUUAAAACAUUGGCUGUAAAGAUCAUUGGAGUAAUCUGUACAGUUGUAGGAGGUUUGGCUGGUGGAAAGGAGGGACCUAUGAUACAUUCUGGCGCUGUUGUAGCAGCAGGAAUAUCUCAAGGAAAAAGUACUACGUUCAAAAAGGAUUUCAAGAUAUUUCAAUAUUUUCGAGAAGACCAUGAAAAACGAGACUUUGUGUCAGGAGGUGCAGCAUCCGGCGUGUCUGCAGCAUUCGGAGCACCAAUUGGGGGAGUAUUGUUUAGCAUCGAAGAAGGGACUAGUUUUUUUAAUCAAAGCCUCACAUGGAGAACGUUUUUUGCUAGUAUGAUUACAACAUUCACCUUAAAUAUUGUGCUGAGUACAUAUCAUGGACGGCCUGGUGAUCUUUCUUAUCCCGGUUUACUAAACCUUGGGAAAUUCGAAACAAUACCUUAUAAAAUUUACGAAAUUCCUCUGUUUAUGAUCAUGGGAACAAUAGGUGGAAUGCUGGGCGCUUUGUGGAACCACAUAAACUAUAAAAUUACUUGUUUCCGUCUGAGAUACAUAAACAGAAAAUCGUUAAAAGUAGUAGAAGCGCUUUUAAUCGGUGUUCUGAGCGCAACAAUGGGAUUUGUAAUGAUUUAUUUUCUAAACGAUUGUAAACCAUUGGGUCAAGAUCCUACUAAAUUUCCUAUUCAAAUGUUUUGCCGUGAAGGCGAAUAUAAUGCGGUUGCAGCUUUAUGGUUUCAAACACCGGAAAGUAGCGUGCGAUCGUUAUUCCAUGAUCCCAAAGGUUCCCACAAUGAUAUAACACUAGCGAUUUUUAUUAUACUUUACUUCAUCCUGGCCGUAUUUACUUUUGGUCUCUCUAUGUCCAGUGGACUAUUCAUCCCAUCCCUCCUUAUAGGCUCUGCAUGGGGUAGAUUAAUUGGAUCAGGUCUUUCGAAGCUUUUUCCUAACAGUGUUGCGUUAAUUCCUGGAAAAUAUGCUUUAUUAGGAGCAGCUGCACAGUUAGGUGGAGUAGUCAGAAUGACGAUCAGUUUAACUGCUAUACUUAUAGAGGCCACUCAAGGAAUAUCGUUUGGUUUACCCGUUAUAAUAGUUCUAAUCAUGGCUAAAUGGGUCGGAGACUUUUUCAAUGAGGGAAUCUAUGAGAUUCAUACACAAAUGGCUGGAGUACCUAUUUUGCCAUGGGAAGCUCCGCCCUUGUCAAACAAUAUAUAUGCUAGCGAAAUAAUGAGCCACCCUGUAGUAACACUGAAAACUGUAGAGAACGUCGGGCAUAUAGUCGAAUUACUUAAAUGUGUAACAUUUAAUGGAUUUCCUGUAGUCGAUCCUCCUAGCAGCGAUGAGACUGAAAUACGUUCCUAUGGACGAUUUCGAGGUCUAAUUUUACGUUCUCAGUUGAUAGUAUUAUUGAAGCAUAAAGUUUUUAAUGAAGAUUCAGAGUAUUUGAAGAAAUAUUAUAACAUUAAAUUAUUCAGAAAAGAAUAUCCUAGAUACCCGACAAUCGAAAAAAUUUCUAUAACUGACGAAGAAAAAACUUACACAAUAGACCUGAGACCUUUUAUAAAUCCUGCCCCUUACACGCUACAACAUUCUGCAACAUUACCACGAGCAUUUAGACUUUUCAGAGCUUUAGGUCUUCGUCAUUUACCGGUCAUAAAUGAUACAAACGAGGUAGUUGGAAUUGUUACACGAAAAGAUGUUGCUAGAUUCAGGAUAUGGAAACAUAGAGGAAGAAUGGGAUUAGAUGAACUUUUAAUAACGAACAAACUUUAAUUAAAAUUUUUUUACAAACAUAAUUUACUAUUUAAUUUCUAAAAAAAUAUUUAUUUAUAUAUUAUAUACAAAGUAUAUAUAUAUAUAUGUUAUGCUUUUGUAUAAAGUCAAAAGAGAUUUUUAAACCGAAAAGAAGCUCAAAAUAUAUCAAAGAAAAUUCAUUUUGAAGUAUUUAAAGUAAGGAAAAAAGAAAAAACAAAGAUCGCAGACAAAGAAUUUAGUAUUAAUUAUUUACAAAUAAUUGCCAACCCAACCAUGACCAUAGUUUGAAGAAAAGGUAUAUAGGAAGAAGCACUAACACUAACAGAAAAUAAUAUUCAUACAAUGAUAUAUACAUGUUUAUCUAUUUAAUUUUCAGAACUGGUACCCUCUGUCUUAAACACCUCUAGUAUAGGGUGCAAAAAAAUAAUGCAACACUUUUACGUACAACCUGGAACAUGAAAGAAUAUUUUAUUGUAAACUACGUGAUACAUUUAUCGAUACCUGUUUCUUAUGUAUGCAUUUAUUAAGAAAAUAAAAAGAAAUUUUAUCAAUA